AUGCCACAACCCCACCUGCAUCUCGGACUACUGCAGCCAGCUCCAAAAGUACACCUCUCCAAAAGUACACCUGUAUCUGUACCAGGGAAUACUACAAAUCAUCCUGCAACUUCAACAGGAACUACCACAAGUGCUCCUGUUAAUACACCAGAACAUGCCACAACCCCACCUGCAUCUGGGACUACUGCAGCCAGCUCCAAAAGUACACCUGUAUCUGUACCAGGGAAUACUACAAAUCAUCCUGCAACUUCAACAGGAACUACCACAAGUGCUCCUGUUAAUACAUCAGAACAUGCCACAACCCCACCUGCAUCUCGGACUACUGCAGCCAGCUCCAAAAGUACACCUGUAUCUACAUCAGGGAAUUCUACAAAUCAUCCUGCAACUUCAACAGGAACUACCACAAUUGCUCCUGUUAAUACAUCAGAACAUGCCACAAUCCCAGGGACUACUGCAGCCAGCUCCAAAAGUACACCUGUAUCUGUACCAGGGAAUACUACAAAUCAUCCUGCAACUUCAACAGGAACUACCACAAGUGCUCCUGUUAAUACACCAGAACAUGCCACAACCCCACCUGCAUCUGGGACUACUGCAGCCAGCUCCAAAAGUACACCUGUAUCUAUACCAGGGAAUACUACAAAUCAUCCUGCAACUUCAACAGGAAUUACCACAAGUGCUCCUGUUAAUACACCAGAACAUGCCACAACCCCACCUGCAUCUGUGACUACUGCGGCCAGCUCCAAUAAUGGUAGUAGUAAUAAUGCUACAUAUCCUUCUGUUACACCACCAGGAAAUACCACAACGUCUCCAAUGACAACACUAAGCAAUGCAACAACAUUACCCAUAACAGGAAACACUGCAAUACCACCAUUCUUUACACCAGGAAAUUCUACCACACUACCCAUAACUACACUAGGGAACACUACAACACCAUCCACCACAAUACCAGGAAAUGUAACUACACCACCCAUAACUACACUGGGUAACAAUACAACACCAUCCAUCUCAACACCAGGAAACACAAACACACUACCCGUAAUUACACCAGGGAACACUACAGCACCAUCCAUCACAAAACCAGCAAAUGCAACCACACCACCCAUAACUACACUGGGUAACAAUACAACACCAUCCAUCUCAACACCAGGAAAUGCAACCACACCACCUAUAAUUACAUCUGGUAACAAUACAACACCAUCCAUCACAACACCAGCAAAUGCAAUCACACCACCCAUAACUACACUGGGUAAUAAUACAACACCAUCCAUCUCAACACCAGGAAAUGCAACCACACCACCUAUAAUAACAUCGGGUAACAAUACAACACCAUCCAUCACAACACCAGGAAAUGCAAUCACACCACCCAUAACUACACUGGGUAACAAUACAACACCAUCCAUCUCAACACCAGGAAAUGCAACCACACCACCUAUAAUUACAUCUGGUAACAAUACAACACCAUCCAUCACAACACCAGGAAAUGCAACCACACCACCCAUAUCUACACCAGCUAAUGCUACAUCGCCAUCCUUCACAACACCAGGAAAUGCAACCACACCACACAUAACUACAUCAGGGAACACUACAGCACCAUCCAUCUCAACACCAGUAAAUGCAACCACACUACCCAUAACUACACCACCCAUAACUACACCAGCUAACACAACAGCACCAUCUUCCACAACACCAGGAAAUGCAACCACACCCGCUAACACUACAGCACCAUCUUCCACAACACCAGGAAAUGCAACCACACCACCCAUAACUACACCAGCUAACACUACAGCACCACCUUCCACAACACCAGGAAAUGCAACCACACCCGCUAACACUACAGCACCAUCUUCCACAACACCAGGAAAUGCAACCACACCACCCAUAACUCCACUAGCUAACACUACAGCACCACCUUCCACAACACCAGGAAAUGCAACCACACCCACUAACACUACAGCACCAUCUUCCACAACACCAGGAAAUGCAACCACACCGCCCGUAACUACGCCAGCUAACACUACAGCACCACCUUCCACAACACCAGGAAAUGCAACCACACCCACUAACACUACAGCACCACCUUCCACAACACCAGGAAAUGCAACCACACCCGCUAACACUACAGCACCAUCUUCCACAACACCAGGAAAUGCAACCACACCACCCAUAACUACACCAGCUAACACUACAGCACCAUCUUCCACAACAUCAGGAAAUGCAACCACACCAUCCAUAACUGCACCAGCUAACACUACAGCACCACCUUCCACAACACCAGGAAAUGCAACCACACCCACUAACACUACAGCACCACCUUCCACAACACCAGGAAAUGCAACCACACCCGCUAACACUACAGCACCAUCUUCCACAACACCAGGAAAUGCAACCACACCACCCAUAACUACACCAGCUAACACUACAGCACCACCUUCCACAACACCAGGAAAUGCAACCACACCACCCAUAACUACACCAGCUAACACUACAGCACCAUCUUCCACAACACCAGGAAAUGCAACCACACCACCCAUAACUACACUAGCUAACACUACAGCACCACCUUCCACAACACCAGGAAAUGCAACCACACCCACUAACACUACAGCACCAUCUUCCACAACACCAGGAAAUGCAACAACACCACCCGUAACUACGCCAGCUAACACUACAGCACCACCUUCCACAACACCAGGAAAUGCAACCACACCCGCUAACACUACAGCACCACCUUCCACAACACCAGGAAAUGCAACCACACCCGCUAACACUUCAGCACCAUCUUCCACAACACCAGGAAAUGCAACCACACCACCCGUAACUACACCAGCUAACACUACAGCACCACCUUCCACAACACCAGGAAAUGCAACCACACCCGCUAACACUACAGCACCAUCUUCCACAACACCAGGAAAUGCAACCACACCACCCAUAACUACAUCAGGUAACAGUACAACACCAUCCGUCACAACACCAGGAAAUGCUACCACACCCAUAACUACACAUGGGAAUUCUACAACAACACCUCUAACCACAAGCAACUCUACUACUGGAGCUACUACUAACCCAACUAACACCAUAACCCCACAAGCAACUUGUCCUAAUGUGCCAUGCCCAGCACUCAGCGUCUGUAUAAAUUUAACCUGUCAGUGUCUGUCAGGAACCUUGCUUGAAAACGGUGUCUGUGUGGAAAAAAAAAUGUUCUCUAGUGAGCUGCAUUUAAACCAAGAUUUUUCACCCAAUAUGAGUAAUCCUCAAUCACCUGAAUUCAAGAAAAUUGCUGCUGAGAUAAUUAAAGCGGUAAAGAAUGCAAUGAGUAGCCAAUCAGGCUACAUUAGGACUGAAGUUCUCAAGUUAAGGGCUGGCAGUAUAGUGGCUACAGUAAACAGUUUUUUUGAGAACCAUUCUCCAGUCACCCAGACGUUAUUUGAUGGGAAUAUGACUAAAGCCAUAGAAGAAUGCAGUGUGGCAAACUGUGGGAUUCUUGCUAAUGCUACUUAUACUAGGACCAGUGCAUGUGAACAGCCACUUCCUCCUUGUGAUCUCAACACUACAGAAUGUAAUGUUAAUGAUGGUCUUGCCAGCUGUAACUGCAAAUCUGCCUAUGUACGCAGUCCUUACCAGAGCAAGAGCUGUAUAGCCUGUCCCAGUGGUCAGAAAGCAGAUAAUAUUAGUUGUGUUCCAUGUCCGUUUGGCUAUUCUGGGUUCAACUGCAAUGACUCCUCCCUGUUGGCUUUAGUGGUGGUGGCGUGUGUCUUAGGGGGAAUUCUGCUCAUUACAAUUUUGGCUAUUCUCAUCUACAUCUGUUGUACUCGUGGCAGGGAAAAGACUCAGGAAAGUUAUUAUAACAGCCCAUACCCUGCUGAUGACAUCCAGGCCACGUGGCAGUCACAGGGCGUCACCCGUAUUCCACGUGCCAAUCUCACUUCCACUUCCAGUGGCAACAGCCUGGAGAUGACAGAGGGGGCUGGAAGGAAAUUCCCUAAUAAUGGAUUUAAGAUUAAAAAGAAGACGGGCUCAUAUGAUCUCACAACAGACGGCAUGAAGACCUUUACGGGGAAAAACUCGUCACGUUACUCCUACUUGGUGGGUCAUGAAAACCCCUACUACCUGGACGGAGGAGAUAGGAGCACCACAUGAGCAGAGAUGCCUGCAGGUUGUGGUACGGGCAUGGGGCAGAUGUACGAGAGGGACAGAUAAAGGAAUGAGAAGAGAAGUUAACAGUGCAAUAAAACAUAAUAUAAAAGGCCUUGGAUCAAAUAUGAAAAGUCUGAAAUAUGAAAGUUGAAACUGUCAAACUCAUCUAAUCUUUUAUUUCCCAAUUUCUUUCACCCAGGAUGAAAAAAUGCAAACUUACUAGAAGUGCAUUGAUGAUUGGGUUUUAGUUUUAAACACCAUGCACACUCCGAAAUCUGUAGAUUUUUUAUUUGUUAUUUUCAUUUUGAAAGUUUUGUUAAUGCACCUUUUAGAGCUCUUGCAUAUGUUACUACAGUACAGAAAAUGCUUUAUUAUGAAGGAUAACAUUUAAAGUUUACAAUGAAAGACUCUUAAGAUUUACAUUAAUA
This is a messenger RNA of Paramisgurnus dabryanus, 4565 nucleotides long. The record is from RefSeq and is a predicted model, not a curated record. Lineage: Eukaryota; Metazoa; Chordata; Actinopteri; Cypriniformes; Cobitidae.